Microplitis mediator is the source of this 2315-nucleotide messenger RNA. RefSeq names its product speckle-type POZ protein-like. NCBI's taxonomy places the organism in Eukaryota, Metazoa, Arthropoda, Insecta, Hymenoptera, Braconidae. Bases 454 to 1425 code for a protein of 323 amino acids. The transcript has 2 exons. Gene Ontology annotation, molecular function: ubiquitin protein ligase binding. Gene Ontology annotation, cellular component: cytoplasm. The record is from RefSeq and is a predicted model, not a curated record. Gene Ontology annotation, biological process: proteasome-mediated ubiquitin-dependent protein catabolic process; regulation of proteolysis.
ACCGCCAGGGUGUUUCUAAUUUUCUUAUUAUUAAUCAAUAGUUUGAUUGCUUUUCUAAACAUGAAAAUAAAAAUAUAGAAAAAUUUAUGAAUUGUGCAUGCGCACAGAAAAGUGGGAGAACAUUUAACACAUAAAACACCCAGAGUGGGAGUAAAAACCGACGACACCCGAGGUGCAUUCUCUUGUUGAUAGGAUGACAAUAUCAAUGUUUCUGGUUAACGAAAAAUUAACCCUGAUAGCGACACCUUACUCAGUAAGGUCUGCAGUGAAACAUUUUCGAUUAAAUUAACGAGAAAGUUUCUGGCAAGCUUGGCUGGAUAAAAUACUUUCCUUUAAGUUGGCUUCUAGUUAACCUUGGCAAACACUUGGCCAAGGCGACUAAAUUAUCCCAGUUAAUUGUGUAUAUCGCAGAGUUAAAAGAAAACUUGUGUUAAUUUAAGGCAUCAAGUUAAAAUGCCUCUUAAAAAAAUUGAACGAAAUGUUCAUAAAACCGUCGAUACAUGGGUAAUAAAUGAUUUAAAUCAAUAUUAUUCACUUAUAAAUCGUAGGAAGGGGAGCAUCGAAAUAGUUCAUAACUUUUCAUCUACAUUUAGAGGCUAUGUCAGCGAGUGGUGCGUCAAAGUGUGUCUUUAUAAUCGUAAAUUUCCUAAUGGAAUGAGUUUAUCAUUCAAUAAUACUGUAAACGGAUUAGUUAAUGUCACCUGUAACUUUUACCUGGUUGACAUCGAUAAAAAUUAUCACUUCGUCGGACGAAAAAACCGAAAAGCUACAAAUAAUUUGCAAAACCCUUCAGUUUUUGGAAGUCUUUUUGCUCAUUCGCAUUUACCAAGAAAAAAAGAAGAAUUGCUUCCAAACAAUACCAUGACACUGCACAUAGAACUUUUAACUUACUUCGAUGAUAAUCCUAUAUUUCCUAUUCAAAGUUUGUACUUUACUAACGUUCCCGUUGACGAUUUACCUGAAGAAUACUUGGAUUUAUAUAACCACCGAAAAAAUGGUGAUGUUAUUAUAUGGGUGCAGGAUAAUCAAUUUCCUGUGCAUGGAAUUGUUUUAAAAACAAGGUGUUCUGAAUGGUACAAUGAUGUUGCUUGUCAUCAACUAUCAUCUGGCAACAAUAACAAUAAUGAAUUAACUCUUAAGGGUAUUGAUCCAGAGAUAUUUAAAAGAGUUUUAGAAUAUAUCUAUACUGGCAAAGUCAACGACUUAGAUGAUUAUUCAGAGUAUUUACUAGAAGCUGCUGAUAAGUUUAAAUUAAUAAGACUGAAACAAAUGUGUCAAAUAUCGAUCGGAAACAACUAUUUAACUGCUGAAAAUUGUAAAGAGGUUUUCGAUUUCGCUACUCGUUGUCACGCUAAAGAAUUAAGAUUUGCCGCCGGUCUUAAUCUGACGAAGAUGAAAUACGGCGGUUUCUACGGUCUAGUAUAAAUGGUGUGUCGACUAGACGUGACAUCAGAAAAGAGCCGAUUGUUUUUAUAUUAACAGAGAUCACUUUGUUCAUUUGUAAUAUCAUUUUUGGUCAUGAAAAUUUCUAUUAUUACGAAAUGACCGAUUAAUUAGUUUACCAAUUUGUUCAUUGAACUUAACUUCUGUUUGCCUUUUUUCCGUUCGCUACAUCCUUUAAUAAAAACUCGAAUUAGCUAGGGCUUCACUCAAGAUCGAGAUUGUAUUGGUCUUGUCUUGACCUCGUCUCGAUUUGUCAAGACAAGACCAAGACGAUAUUAUAGAUCGCAAUUCAAGACCAAGACCAAUAUCAUUAAAAACAUCUCGCUAAGUCUUGACAAGACAUAAAAAAAUAAGUAUAAGUAUAUGAGAAUUACUCGUAAUAAGACUCCACGCUUUCAGAAAGAUUAUUAAUUAAUUAUAAUAAUGUUUAUUGGGUUAAAAAGUUAAAACAUUUUAGAAGUACUUGAAGCGAUCAAGUAUAUUUUUAUAAGAUUUAAAAAAUAAUAAAUUUUUCCUUUAUUGAAAAAAAAAUUCUCAACUGUGUGUUGUAUUAUGACUGAUAUUAAGAAAAUUUCAGGUUAUUCAAGACCAAGACGAGAUCUUGACGAGACAAUACAAGACAAUAUUAUUAAUAACUUAUUUUUCGAAAUCGAUGCAAGACUUACAUUUUGAAGUCAAGAUCAAGACGAGAUCAAAGCUUUCGAGAUCAAGACAAGACUUUCCCAAUCUUGUCUUGUCUCGGCUCGAGUGAAGCCCUAGAAUUAGCUUUCUAUUAACUUAAGAUCUGAAUUUAAAUGGAAUAUAUUUAAAGGUAUUUAUUUGAGUUUUUAAUCAAUGUACCGUAUAUAAAUUGUACUUUUUUAACUGCAAGU